Molecule: messenger RNA, 759 nt
Organism: Papilio polytes (common Mormon)
Lineage: Eukaryota; Metazoa; Arthropoda; Insecta; Lepidoptera; Papilionidae
Exons: 5
Coding region: 67-693 (208 amino acids)
Source: RefSeq, a predicted model, not a curated record
UACAUUGUAACGUCAAAGCGACGUCUGAAAUAAGUCAAAAUUCUUUCCUAUAGAGAUUUAUUUACAAUGCCUAAAAGUGGUACCGAGGAUUUAACCAAAACCUCGGAUAGAAGACCGAGGAGUGGCAGCGAAGUCAGCCCUCGUGUCCCGUUGCAUUUUACCGUACACAAGCCUGGCUGCCACUUCGAGAGUUGCUGCGGCGUGUGCAAUCUGUUCCCGGGCGUGCUGCUGGUUGCCUUCUGCCAGGUGCUAGUGGGCUCUGUGCUUCUCACCCUCAUCCUGACUCACGGGAAGCAGUAUGACAAGAUACAUAACACUCCGGACUCGCAGAUAAUGAGUCUGGGCACGGGCGCCAUGCUGAGCGGAGUGACGGGCGCCGGCUUUCUCCUCAUCAUAGUUGCUCUGACGGAGAACUGCAGAGCUAUGCUGAUUUAUUUGCUGGUGGCGAUGUUUGUUCUGAUGGGAAUUGUUUCUCUGGCUGUAGCUAAAAUUGGACGAUCUUGUAUACGGUUUAAAGAUGCAUCAAAGAUAAAAGACGAACAGCAUAGAUUAGUAAACCUGGCUUGUGUUAGCGGAUUGUUCACGUUUUUCGGAGCAGUGCUCUAUUUCUUCUCUUUCGUGGUUGUGUUCAGUUUCUACCACUUCCGGUACGUGCGGCGCGCCAUACUCAUGCACGAGGCGGAGUGUGAGUGAACCCUUAUAUUUACAAUUGUGUAUUUAUUAAAACGAUGUCUCAGUUAUUAAAAUAUUAAUGAAUAA